AUGCAUUACAAUCGCAGCCCUGGAAACUUCUCCUCCUGCUCUCUUGGAGGUUACCUGGGGUACCCAGGUUCCCCCUAUGAUUCUUUCUACCGCAAUGAAAUCUACUCUCCCAGCACCUACCAGCUGGGUUCCUCUGUCUUUGGUGGCUAUCAGGAGACCUGCUGUGAACCCACCAGCUGCGGGACAUCCAGUGCUGGGGCCAGACCCUACCAGACAUCCUGCUUCCGCCCAAAGAAUUCCUUCUUCUUCAGUCCCUGCCAAACAAAUUACAUGGGGUCUCUGGGAUGUGGAAAUAUUGGCCUUGGGCCUUUUGGUUGUGGAAGCACUGGUUUCCAAUCUCUGGGCUGUGGGUCCAGCUUCAGUCGUCCAACUUACUUUUCUUCUAGGAGCUGCCAGUCAACUUGUUACCAACCAGCCUUUAGCUCUCGCUUUUUUAGAUCAACUUGCUGA
Neomonachus schauinslandi (Hawaiian monk seal) is the source of this 450-nucleotide messenger RNA. RefSeq names its product keratin-associated protein 15-1. NCBI's taxonomy places the organism in Eukaryota, Metazoa, Chordata, Mammalia, Carnivora, Phocidae. The record is from RefSeq and is a predicted model, not a curated record.